This is a messenger RNA of Paramecium pentaurelia, 1750 nucleotides long. The record is from the annotation of a GenBank genome assembly. NCBI's taxonomy places the organism in Eukaryota, Ciliophora, Oligohymenophorea, Peniculida, Parameciidae.
UAUGAGUCAAGCACCAUAGGCAGUAUAAUAAUAAGCAUAGAAGUCGAAUACAUUCAAUAAAUCAGAAAAAACAAAGGAUAUUCGAUUGACCAAUAUCUAAGCAGCCAAAGGUAUAGUAAAUGAAGAGUAAUGAUUAGCUGUGGCAGAUGCAAUAAGAACAAGUUUGGGUCCAAGAGGAAUGGAUAAAAUGAUUUAAGAUGCCAAGGGUUAAGUUUUGAUUACAAAUGAUGGUGCUACAAUCUUAAAACAAAUGGAUUUGGUUCAUCCUACAGCUAAGAUGGUAUGAAUUAAUAAUUAAUCAUUCAAAGUUGGUUGAGAUUUCAAAUGCUUAAGAUGUUGAAGCAGGUGAUGGUACAACUUCUGUAGUUGUUUUUGCAGGUGCUUUGUUGAAAUCAUGUGAGGUACUAUUGGAAAAAGGAAUCCAUCCUACUACAAUUUCGGAGGGAUUUUAAUUUGCAUUAGAAUAUGCCUUGACAGCAUUAGAGGAAUUGAAAAAGCCAGUAGAUUUAGCUGACAAAUAAUAAUUAAUUGAAUGUGUCUAAACAGCACUUUCAUCAAAGGUCGUAUCAUCAAAUAGUGCUUAAUUGGCUCCAUUAGCAGUAGAUGCUGUAUUAAGAAUAGUUGAUCCUGAAAAGCCAAAUAAUGUUGAUUUGAAAGAUAUCAAGAUAGUGAAGAAAUUAGGAGGAACAAUAGAUGACACAGAAUUAGUUGAAGGCAUAGUCUUUUCAAAUUAAAAGGCUAGUUAAGCAGCUGGAGGACCAUAAUAAAUUAAGAAUGCUAAGGUUGCUCUUUUAUAAUUCUGUCUAUCUGCUCCAAAAACAGAUGUGGAGAACUCAAUAGCUAUUAAGGAUUAUACUGAAAUGGAUAAAAUUUUAAAGGAAGAAAGAAAAUAUAUUAUUGAUUUAGUCAAGAAGAUUGUUGCUUCAGGCGCUAAUGUUUUAUUAAUCUAAAAAAGUAUUUUAAGAGAUGCUGUUAAUGAUUUAUCAUUACACUUUUUAGCCAAGAAAGGUAUAAUGGUUGUUAAAGAUAUUGAAAGAGAAGAUGUUGAAUUUAUAUCAAAAGUAUUAAUAUUAUAUAUAUUUAUUUAGACCUUAUGUUUGGUUCCUGUUGCUCAUAUUGAUUAAUUGACUCCAGAAAAAUUAGGUACAGCUGGAUUAGUAGAAACAGUUCAUUUAAGUGAUGAAAGCAAAGUAUUGAGAAUAACUGAAGUUCCAGCUUAAUCUAAAGCUUUGACUAUAUUGGUUAGAGGAUCAAAUCAAUUAGUCUUAGAUGAAGCAGACAGAAGCAUUCAUGAUGCCUUAUGUGUUGUUAGAAGUUUAGUAAAGAGCAAAGGUUUGAUUCCAGGGGGAGGAGCUCCAGAAAUUCAUUUAUCAUUAAGAUUAACAUAAAUGGCUAAUACUUUAACAGGAGCAAAGUCUAUGUGUGUUAGAGCAUUUGCUGAUGCUUUAGAAGUUAUCCCUUAUACUCUUGCUGAAAAUGCAGGUAUUUAAAUAUAAUCAAAUCAUUAGGUUUAAAUCCAAUCAAUGUUGUAACAGAAUUAAGAAAUAGACAUCUUAAAUCAUAAAAGUUUGCAGGAAUUGGAAUGAAAAAAGUAAAUCUAAUUGUUAUUUUAGAAUAAUAUUGUUGAUGAUAUUACAACUGAAUAAGUUGUCCAACCUAUUUUAGUCACUAGAAGUGCUUUAAGUUUGGCUACAGAGUGUGUUAGAAUGAUUUUAAAGAUAGAUGAUUUAGUCAUCUCAGCACGUUGAUC